AUGAGCUCGGCGAUGGCAGUCAAGACAGCCAUGGAGGGCCAAAAGGUGCUCAUCAUCUCCACAGAUCCGGCCCACUCCUUGGGCGACGCCCUGGGGUGCGAGCUCUCGGCCGGCGGCCAAGACAGGCUGAAGGCCUCGCCGCCAAUGGCGGUCCGCGCUUUUUGGGUGCGCGCCUGGUCCUUUUGGGCAGCACUGCUAAGCAGUGCCGCUCAGAAGCAGGCGGGGCCUGGCGCAUGUUGGGAGGUCUUUUUGGUUGCGCUGGCCUUGUCUGGCAAUGGUUUUGGGGUCCUCGGCGAGGUGGCGGGCAACAUGGAGUUCGCCUCCCAGAUGAUUUUGGGCAUGGACAACAGCUGGCAGCAGGCCACCACCAGCACGGCGCUGCACAGUGCGGGGCUGAUGGGCUUCGGACAGGUCUUGGGCCUAGGCGACACGGGUGUGAAGGCGGAUGGCUGUGCCUUCUUCGAUCCUGCGGCCUUUGUGCCCUUCGAAAGCGUCAGUUCCACGCACCGGAAGCUGGCGGGCUACUUCUCCUCUGGCGGGGACACGAGCGACGGCCCGGAUGGCCACGGCACCCACAUCGCCGGCGCCAUGGUCGGGCAGCUUGCGGACGCAGAAGCACAGACGCUGGGCGUGUCGAAGAAUCUGGGGAUCGCGCCGGCCGCGCGGCUGGUAGUGGUGGACGUGGAGAAGAGCAGUGCCCCAGGGGAGUACAAGGUGCCGCACAAUGCCAUCGAGGCCUCAUACCUCGACAUUUUCCGGAAUGCGGAUGCAAAGGUCGUAUGCUCGCCUUGGAGCUAUGACGUGAAUUCGGAGCUUGAACAGCGGAUAGAUACCUAUGUCUGGAAUCAUCCGGAUUUUCUGCCGAUCUUCCCUUCUGGCAACGGCAUAGCGACGACAAGAGAAGGCAGCCAAGCCCAGUCCCCUUGCUCAGCCAAGAACGUGCUUUGUGUGGGCGCUUCAUACAAUGCGCGCAGCAUGUACGAGGAGCAGCCCUCCUUCGUCCACACCGCGUUGCGCUUCGGGUCGCGGGAGGUGCCCGCGCUGCCGGCGCUCUUCGGGGCCACAGCGCCGGUGGGCGGCAAAGCCGCCUGCGAGGCGGUGGUGGAGGACUGCGCCCUCUUUAAGGCCGCCUGCCCCGAGUGCGCCUUUCAGCCUGGGCGUUUGGCGGCGGCCGAGGCGGUGCCGCUGCGGGCGGCCGACCCGGAGGACGCCUGCCAGCCGCUGAGCGGCUUCCCCGUAGGACAUGUUUGCCUGGUGCAGCGUGGGGGCUGCGACUUCUUGACGAAGGCCAAGCACUGCUCAGACGCCGGCGCCAUGGGGGUUGUGAUUGUGAACGGCCUGAGCAGUGCCAUGGUGGUCAUGACGGGGGACGCAGCCCUGAUAGCACAAUACGGCCUCACGCUGCCAGUGGUAUUGGUCUCCAAUGCUGAUGGCGAGCAGCUGCAUUUGGCUGACACGGUCACCUUCCCGAUCAUUAGCGGCACCGUGGGGCCGCAGGCCCGGGCCCCUUACAGCCGCCACGGGGCCUUGAGCCACCCGGGGCGGCUGAAGCCGGAGCUGGUGGUGCCGGGGGAUGGCAUCGCCAGCGCGGCGGCGUCGCAGGUCUGCGGCUUCCGGCAGAUGAGCGGAACCAGCCAGAGCUGCGGUAUUGCAGCGGGCGUGGCGUCUUUGGCCAGGGAGUACCUCAGUGAGUGGGCGGACGAGGGGCAGGCCCGGCUGCCAGAAGUCUGGGCCUCCACCCUCAGGGCCGCUCUAGUGGGUUCUGCGGAGCUGGAUCGCGCCACAGUCACUGCCGCUUCUACCGUCAUGCUGCCAGAGGUGGGCUAUGGACUUCCCGUCCUCGCCUCGCUGCUGCCCAUGCCGGCAGGGCCCGGGCUGGUGGCGAUCCAGUCCUGGGCCGACAGCAGCGUGGCCCAGCGCUUCUGCUUAGCGAUCCGGCCUGGCGUGGGCGCCGGCUCCCUAUCCGCAACCCUGGCCUGGACAGACCCCCCGGCCUCGGACGGGAGCUUGGUGCAUGACCUCGACUUGCAGCUGGCCUGCGAUGUCCAGACCUGGGCGCAAAAUCUGGGCAACGGCGGGGCCAGCGCCGACCGUGUCAACACCGUGGAGAAGAUUUCGUUGCUUGGUUUCGAUAGCUUCUCCUCUGGGCUCUGCAUAGCUUCCAUCACUGCCAAUGGCGUCUCUGCAAUGUCGCCCCAGCCGUUCUCGCUGGUGGUGGCGGGGCCCUUCGUCCUGUCCCAAUGCGAGGCGCAGGUGCGCCCCCCCAAUUGUGUGCAAGGUGUCGCGGAGCAGUCUGCUUCUGGGUGGCGGUGCCGGUGCUUCCCACCUUACCUGGGCCCUUUCUGCGACCAAGAUGCGAUGACCUUGGAGCUCCAGAGCGACGAGGCAGAGGCGAGCAUCCAGAAACUCAGGGCCUGGCAGUGGACCUUCUUUUCUGCGCCCGUGCCUUGUGCUGGCGACUACAGCCUGGUCAUUGACGCUCCGUCUGGGUCCCUGCAGAUGCAUUUGGCCUGGGGCCACCUCCACACCUCGGGGUCUGGCCUGGAGCAGCGGGAAGGCAUCACCUUCGAUUUGCGCGAGGACGGCAGCACCACGAUCAUCCAGAUGCAGAUCACGGAGGCAGCCUUCGGCUUGGCCCACGCGGCGACUCUGGGGCUGCAGUGGCGGGACCGCAGCGGCGAGAGCAGCAUAAGCCUGCAAUUUUCUUCUGUCGUCAGCAGCUGCGGAGCGGAGAAAGGGCUGGCAUCAGAGGAUCCACUGCCUGUGGCGCUGGCUGUGGGCCUGGCGGUAGCUCUGAUCUUGGCAGCUAUUGCCAGCUUCGUUUGCUGGAGACUCUUCCGGGGCAGGCCAAAGGUCUCGCCGCCGGGAGCUUCGCCAGACAUGGAGGCUGCAGAAGGCAACCAUGUGAACCAUGCGGAGGCCAAGGCCCAGCCGGUGGAGGGCUUCGCGGGGGCCGGGGAGCUCUACGCCAUGGAGGUGGACACCGCGAAGGCCAUGCAGCGCUUCCAGGACACCGUGCGGGAUGCUUUGCAGCAGCGGCAGGGGGAUGGGGGCAUCGUGGGCCAAGUGCUGAAGCAGCUGCCUAUGCAGGACUUCAUCGAUCUCUUCAACACGCUCCCGCCCGGGAGUGACGAGAUCGUGGCCCUGACAGAAGUGCUGGAAAAGGUCAAGGAGAACUUUGACCGCAUCAUCAUUGACACGGCUCCCACGGGCCACGCGGUGCGGCUUCUGAGCUACCCCGACUUCCUGGAGCGCCUGGCCGAGCGCGUGGCGCGGCUGCGGGAGCGCUUCGGGUGGCUGAGCGGCUCCAAAGGUCCUGACCAGGUCCGGUCAUUCCAGUUCCGCAUGAUCGAGCUGCAGGAGCUGUUCACCGAUCCUGAGAGGAGCAGCUUCUGUGUGGUGACGAUCCCCACGAACCUGGCGCUGGAGGAGACGAAGCGGCUCCUCAAGCAACUGGAGGAGCAGGACAUCAACUGUGGACUCGUCAUUGCCAACCGAAUCUUGGACAUGGAUCAGGUAAGCCAAGCGGCGGCCAGCCAGCAAAAGACUCAGGAGGCAGCCUUGGCACUGCUUGAUGCCCUGGCCAAGAAGGAGGGGCUGGAGGUCGUUCGUGUGCCUUACAUGGAUCGUGAGCUUCAGGGCAUCUAUGGUUUGCAGUAUCUAGGACAGAGCCUGGUCGAGGCAUGA
This is a messenger RNA of Effrenium voratum, 3687 nucleotides long. The record is from the annotation of a GenBank genome assembly. Lineage: Eukaryota; Dinophyceae; Suessiales; Symbiodiniaceae.